CAAACGGCGACUCGCGCUAACGCAGGCGCUGAGAUCCAGUUUGAGGGGAUGGACUUCUCCGAGUGCUACGGGGACACCGUGUCCAGCGUGGCUGCUGCGGCUCGCUCCGGCUGCAGGAAGGCCGUGAGGAGGCUGAUGAAGAGAGGCUUCUGCGUGGACGGCCGGGACAACCGCGGCUGGAACGCCCUGCACGAGGCGGCGGCCGCCGGCAGCCGGGGGUGUGUGCUGGAGAUCGUGUCUGCUGCGGGCGGCGCCUACGUGAACUCCUUGACUCACGAGGGGGAGUCUGCAUGUUACCUGGCCGCGCAGCGAGGACACCUGGCUGUGGUCCGACUCCUCCUGCGAGCGCACGCCGACAUCAACCAGCUAACCAACGACUUGUCCUGCCCUCUGUAUGCAGCUGUUGACGCCGGGCACAGGGAGGUUGUGGAACUGCUGGUGGGUAAAGGUGCCGAGGUCGACCGGACGCACACCGCGUCCUGCUGGACCUGCCUUCAUCAGGCCGUUCACAAGGGUCACGAGGACAUUGUUCGCAUUCUGGUCGAUGUGUGCAACCUGGAGGCUCUGGACGACCACAAGAUCUCCCCUCUCUUUGUGGCGGCGCAGUAUGGACAACGGGAAUGCCUGGAAAUCCUCGUUAACGCUGGCGCCAACGUGAGCUCCCAGGCAGCUGAUCUGGCCACACCGCUGCUGAUCGCCUCUCAGGAGGGCCACCGGGCCUGUGUGGACUUCCUGUUGGACCACGGGGCAGAUCCUGACCUGGCCUGCAGUCACGAGUGGCCACAGCUUCCCAUCCACGCCGCCGCUGAGUUCGGCCACAUCGGUGUCCUCAGGAGGCUGAUUGCUGUCACGCAUCGCGCGUGUGACCGUGGCGACGGCGCGGUGAGCCCGCUGUACCUGGCCGUCCACGGCCGCCAGAGCCACAGUGUGGAGAUGCUCUUGAGGGAAGGUUACAGCCCGGACGCCCAGGACUGCUCACACGUCCUGGGCGUCCGGUCGCCGCUCUCCCUGGCCUUGUCCACGUCCACCGACACGUACAGGGAACCAGUGGGGUUGCUGGUCGCUGCAGGAGCCAGAUUGAGCGAGGAGGACUGGAUGUACGCCUUGGCCACGGACAAAACAGACCUGCUGCAACUGAUACUCGAGCACAGACUGAUCCCUCGACCGGAGACUCUGACCAGGGACGGUUCUGUGCCGAAGCAUCACGGGGAAACCUUUUUAAAGCUGCAGGAGCUCCGGGAGCUGCUCUGUGUGGCACUCAACCAAGUACACUUCGCCGCACGCUGGCUUCCUGUGCUUCUGAAGGCAGGACUGGACCCUUCUUUGCUGCUUCAGCCCCACAUGUUGGAGCAGGCCGACGGCGAGGUGUUGAAUUACCUGUUGGAGUUUGUAAACUGGUCCAAUCUGUCUCCCCCUUUGAAAUGUAUUCUGGAUCGAAGACGAGCGGAGAAGACCUGGGAACCAGGUCCACAUCUUGGCUCCAUCCCCCGUCUUUCCCACGUCUGUCGGCUGCAGGUGAGGUCAGUGCUGGGCCCGGAUCUGCUGAUGAGGACCAGUGUGGUGCAGCAGCUCCCCGUUCCGGCUCCGCUUCACGCCUUCCUCCAAUUCAGAGACAUCCCAGAAGCUUCCUACACACACUCGCCGCCGUCGUCGCCGCUUUCAAAUCGAAUGCAGCGAUACCGCCGCACACACCAACACAGACAUGUCCUAUAA
Molecule: messenger RNA, 1713 nt
Organism: Cyclopterus lumpus (lumpfish)
Lineage: Eukaryota; Metazoa; Chordata; Actinopteri; Perciformes; Cyclopteridae
Gene: asb3
Product: ankyrin repeat and SOCS box containing 3
Exons: 10
Coding region: 49-1713 (554 amino acids)
Biological process (GO): intracellular signal transduction
Molecular function (GO): protein binding
Source: RefSeq, a predicted model, not a curated record